This is a messenger RNA of Magnolia sinica, 921 nucleotides long. RefSeq lists its product as uncharacterized. NCBI's taxonomy places the organism in Eukaryota, Viridiplantae, Streptophyta, Magnoliopsida, Magnoliales, Magnoliaceae. The coding region runs from base 1 to 585 and encodes 194 amino acids. The transcript is spliced from 2 exons. The record is from RefSeq and is a predicted model, not a curated record.
AUGAACCGGUACGGUGUGGGAGAGUAUAAAAGAAAAGGAGAAGUGGGAGGAAGGGAUGGUAGGGCGUAUGGGGAGAGAAAGUGGGACGGGCAGGCCGGGCAGGACCGGCGGGGAAGUCGGCUGACCGCUGGGGCUUACGUCAGGGGGUCGGUUACAUUCCUUCUGGGGCGGGAGCAAUUGCUGUCAGAGGCACCCAACCCGGGCAGCCCCACUUCCUCUGCCCCAAUCUCUCCUGUCCUUCCCCUUCCCCUUCCCCCUCCCCUUCAUAAGCAGGGGCAGGCCCAGCUCUCUCUCUUGCUUCUUUCUGCUCUCUCUCUCUCUCUCUCUAUCAUCUAUCUACAAGAAGUAUACGUGUAUAACAAAGUAGGGAAUUCCCCUCUCUCUCUCUCAGAAGUACAAGUGUAUAACAAGGCUACAAUGCAUAGCUUCAUCGCCACUCUCUCCAUCUCCACCAUUCCAAGAAUUGGAAUCUUCGGCCGCGACAGAAUAUUUGUUGAUGGAAUCAUCAUCACCAUGGAUUUGAACAUUGCUCUUGAAAACAACUCAAAAACAACGGCAGCCGCCAUCGCGGUUUUCUCGCCUUAGACAGGCGCUAUCCUACCUGAGCUUUUCCCCCUCUACUUCCCCCACCUCCUUAUUCCAAGGUCUUUUCCUUUGCUCAGUCCCCAGAGCUGUAGUGUUCUUGACCUUGUAAGACCUUUUCUUGACCUUGUAAGACCCUACGCCACAUUUGCUAUCUUGCUUUCUUCUUCCAUUACCACCUCUCCAUUAGAAAGCCCUGGUGGAGAUCUACCCUUCCAUUUUCCUUCAUUAUCACCCUUCCUUUCUUCUCUCCCUCUGUCUAUCCCUCCUGAGCUAUUUAAAACUCGAAUUUCCAUACUUCUUGCUUUCAAAUUAUUGGCAAUUAUAUGUAAUUUUUUU